GCUAGCGAUCGAGAGAUCAUCUGCAUUCACAUUGGCCAGGCUGGAUGCCAAAUCGGCAAUGCUUGCUGGGAGCUCUUUGGCCUAGAACAUGGAAUCGGCACAGACGGACUUAUGCACGAUAGUUAUCUGACGGAUGAUACCAACUACAGAACCUUUUACAGUGACACCGGGCACGGCAAACUUGUGCCUAGAUGUGUAUUCUUUGAUUUGGAACCUUCAGUUAUUGGUAAUUAA
Molecule: messenger RNA, 234 nt
Organism: Protopolystoma xenopodis
Lineage: Eukaryota; Metazoa; Platyhelminthes; Monogenea; Polystomatidea; Polystomatidae
Source: the annotation of a GenBank genome assembly